AUGGAGCUGAAAUUCGAAUUCCCAUUGAUCGAGAAUUUCACGGCCACUUCCAUCAGCUACGUCGUGUUCUUCAAGUACGAAUUGUCGACGUCGAUUGGCUACGAGGCCGAUGUUGCACUGACUGGUACCGUAGACGUGAAGAGCCAACGUGGAUUGUGGGAAAUGAGCGGGAUUUUGAAAAGCGAUCAACUCGAGCCACUACGGGAUGGUUCGGCGCAGUACAUCUUCUCCCCACAAGGCCAAUUCCGCGUUAGCGACCUCUCACUGCCAAACCUACUCGAGCGCAUCCACUCCCAGCCGUUGGCCAUCGACAUCUCCAGAUCCUCCACCUCCUGGCGGCCAUCCGAACACCUUGAGAUUGGCCUCUCCUUCAGAGUCCCGUCCCAAAUGCUGGUCCGCGCCACGACAACGUUCGAGCUGUUGAAGUGGGCAUGGGUUCAGUACCUCGCCCUCUUCCUGGCCACGCGAUACCUAACGCAGAAGGCGCUGGAAUUCCUCUACGACAGCGGGGCGAUCGACGGCGUCGUCGAGUACAGCAUCCAGGCUGAUGAGCCACAGUUUUCGCGGAAA
Messenger RNA from Mesorhabditis spiculigera, 570 nucleotides. Lineage: Eukaryota; Metazoa; Nematoda; Chromadorea; Rhabditida; Rhabditidae. The record is from the annotation of a GenBank genome assembly.